This is a messenger RNA of Hyalella azteca, 5604 nucleotides long. Its product is annotated as beta-1,4-mannosyltransferase egh. Gene Ontology annotation, molecular function: beta-1,4-mannosyltransferase activity. NCBI's taxonomy places the organism in Eukaryota, Metazoa, Arthropoda, Malacostraca, Amphipoda, Hyalellidae. The record is from RefSeq and is a predicted model, not a curated record. The coding region runs from base 781 to 2355 and encodes 524 amino acids. Gene Ontology annotation, cellular component: cytoplasm. The transcript is spliced from 7 exons.
UUUUUAAUAUCGCUUCUGGAUUUUUUUUUUGUUUCGUUGGUAUUCCGCGAUGUUCCUGUAUCUUCAACUUGACGCUUUCUUCAGCUUAAUCUUUCCUAUUAUGUUGUAUUGAUAUGAAUUUUUUACGAUGAUUUUUUUUCAUUUCAGGUCAAAAGAGGGAAUGACAGUGAAAUAAUUCCAAUUCUGUUAGUUGAAUCUAAUUUUCUAUAAAUGUGUCUCAGUGCAGCGUAUCAUACAAUGUUGCUCGUUUUUCCAACAAACCAAGAUGAACAUAGUAAGCAGUUUCGUACAGUGAAGUCGAGCGCAACGAGUGUGAAGACGUUUUAACUAUAACAGCCUUGUGAUCAUAAUUAUCAUCACGGCCAUCAAACCAACCUGUGACAUGUUACCUAGUCUCGCGCGAUUAUUAAAUUUGGCUCAACUUAAAGUCGAUUUACAUAUCGACAACCAUAUGAACUGUUCCUGUUACCCCACUUCUACAAAGUCUCUUCUGUAUUUUAUCCCACCUCGACCUCUUGUCUGGUCCGAAAUUAUCUUCGAUCUCUUGUGACCGACUUGCUUGCUUUCGGCUUGACACUCUUCUUUAAUCAGCAUUUUUCACGACCAAAUUCAUCUAUCUUAAUUUGUUUUCUCUUCAGAUUUUCAAUCUAAGCUAUCUUAAGCCAAAAUGAUCUUCCAAUGCUACAGAAAAUUUUCGGAAAAUAGAAGCAGAAAUUAUUAACGCUGUAACACCAGGACUGUUACAUAAAUUCUUCGAAGUUUCGUCUCUUCCAAGGCCGGAUGCGCAUCAUGGGUUUUCUAUCGACCCGAUUAUCGUUCCUAUCGCACGCGUGGAGUGAGCCAGGCCUACAUACCGCCAAACACGCAGCUCACGUGUCCAUAUUCCUCACCAUCAUCAUCAUCUUCACGGUCAGCUCUACUGUCCUCAAUGGCGAUACUAGCUCCCUAAAAACAGGGGCCCUGAUCAGACCCAACGCGGAUCCCCAGCCUCUCGCUGAUAAAGACCCGGACCCAAAAUUGGACGCCGCAAAGGAUCCUCAAGAAAAAGAAGGCAACCCUCCUCCCCCUCCCCCUCCUGCCAGCAGCGUCAAUGAUGGCAUACCGCGGCCUCUGUUGCUUCUGCUGCAGCUUCUCAGAUUCUUGCCCAUUCUUGCUUUACCUCAGUCAAUAUUCAAUUUCCUGGGGCUGACUUGCUUCAACGCGUUCCCGGGGCGGGCCAAAUUGAAAGGGUCUCCCCUCUUAGCCCCUUUCAUCUGUCUGCGGGUUGUGACCCGAGGCGACUACCCGGACCUCGUCAAGAAUAACCUGGCCCGUAACCUGGAUACCUGCCAACGAGUUAGCAUGGAGAACUACCUCUUCGAGAUCGUAACUGAUAAGAAGAUUGAUCUCCCUGAGAACAAGAGGGUUAGACAGUUGGUGGUGCCAUCAAGUUACCGCACCAAGAGCGGUGCGUUGUUCAAAGCCCGGGCGCUGCAGUACUGCCUCGAGGAGGACGUCAACGUGCUCUCUGACGCCGACUGGAUCGUGCAUCUCGACGAGGAGACCAUCGUUACAGAGGCCGCCAUGAGAGGCAUCCUUAACUUCGUCCUCGACGGCAAGCAUCAGUUCGGGCAGGGUCUCAUUACCUACGCCAAUGAAUCAAUCCAAAACUGGUUCACGACUUUAGCAGACAGCUUCAGGGUGGCUGACGAUAUGGGCAAACUGCGCUUCCAGCUCAAAAUGUUUCAUAAGCCUCUUUUUGGCUGGAAAGGCUCCUAUGUCGUAACGCAGGUGGAGGCAGAAAGGCGUGUCACCUUCGAUCACGGCCCAGAUGGUAGCGUGGCAGAAGACAAUUAUUUUGCCAUGAUUGCGCAGAGAGACGGCUACUCUUUUGAUUUUAUUGAGGGCGAGAUGUGGGAGAAAAGUCCUUUUACUAUUUACGACUUCCUGCAGCAGAGGAAACGAUGGCUUCAAGGCCUCCUACUUGUUGUCCACAGUAGACACAUUCCGAUCCGAACGAAGUGGCUGAUGUCGCUCUCUCUUUACUCAUGGGUGACGAUGCCGGUCGCUAUCGCAUCGGUGUCCCUGACGGCCGUGUACCCCGUGGCCGUACCUGUAGUUAUUAAUUACGUGGCAGCUUUUGUGGGGGGCGUUAACAUCUACAUGUACAUCUUCGGCGUCAUCAAAUCGUUCAGAGUUGACCGUCUCGGAUGGCUGCGUAUGCUAGCCUGCAUUGCUGGGGCCCUGGUCACUAUGCCCUUCAAUAUGCUAGUGGAAAACUUCGCAGUUCUGCGUGGACUUUACGGUGAUAAGCAUAAGUUCUACGUCGUCAAAAAGCUGCCGGUGCAUGACGCUGCGAUCGUUAACAUUGUUUAAGAAACAUAUUACUGAUAAGCUAGUCAACGAUUCGGGCUUGAAAAGCCUCGAGAAUAAGGUUGUGUCAUGAGAAGAGUUCCUUUUCGCUAACGUCCACUUCGAAAGUAAACCAAAGGUUCAUGCUAGGCGUAGUAAUCGUUACUUAGAAUUUCCAGGUGCUUUUUCUUGAAAGUUGGGCAUUUCGAAGGGCCUAGUUUAUGCAGCUCUGUUGCGUAAGUCUUUAGCUAUACAUACGGUCACUUGUGUGUAGUACAUAUUGCUUUGUGAUGCUCGGAUAAUUAAAAUAUGAUAAUCGUCAUUACAAUGGCCACCACGGAUGUCAAACUGCUGAAUCAUGACCGAUUACUUACUUGGUCAUUGAUUAUUUAAUUACCUGAAUCGGAAACACUUUGGUGCUCGUCGAUGAGCUGGCCAACGUACGUUAUUUAUUUAAGAAUAAAUCAUAGACAAAAGACUGAAAAGUUCUGAUUAUGAUAUCUUGCUUCUAUUUUUUUAAUUAUUAUAAUCAUGCCUUGGAACGGAAUGCGCGAUGCAUUUAGUCAACAAUUCAGAACUAGCAUGAUGUAAAUCAUAAUGACCAACCGUAAUUAUAUCCCCGCUGUAGAUUAAAUUGUAACGUAUUAAUUCUGAAACGUCGAGUUUCUACUGCAAAAGACGGAAGUUUUCAGAUUGCCAGUAAAACUUUAAGCAAUAACUCGACCAGUCCGUUAUUAUUUUUAUUUUCAAUUACAGCCUUAGUGUUUUUCAAAUACUCAACGUGAAUUCAAUUUGGCCAGGUUUCCGUAACCUUGAUAUCUGUCAUUAAAUAUUAGAGAUGGUAUUUGCUAUUGAAUCGUACAUUGGUUUAAUUUAUUAAGGAUCAUAAAGAAAUGAUCGUAAAGAUUGUACAUUAAUAACAGAGAAGAAAUUAUAUCUCAUUUGUCUGAAUAUUUGGUUCGUUUCAACGAAAUGAAGAUUGUGGUUUCAACGACGUCGUCAACUGUUAUCUGACUCGUGCGUCUGACCCCUGAUGAGGCCAAUACCUGUAUUAUUCAUGAUAUUCUGUUGCUCAGACUGCCUACUAAAUGUCGAUCAACUAUCGAUUCUUAAAAAAUGCAUCUUGAUUCAGGCUCUUUUUCCUGAGCCUGCGUUCGAGCGUCCUACACUGACGCUUGCCUGUCACUGCCGUUAAGAUUCCUGUAGUAUUUGUUUCUGUAGGACUUAUUCCUGUAGGACUUGUGUUGUACGUUUAGAUUGUUGUGCAAAACCCUUAGGUGUCGUCCCGUUAGAACUUAUCCUUUUAAUUAACAAAAAUGAACAAACACGUAAAAUUUUUGCUUUAGACUUUAUUUAAUUUUUUAAUUGGUGAAUUAGUGAGUCGCGUAUUUAUAAAGAUAUCAUCUCCUAAAUUACAUGGAAUUUACGAAAGUUUUCGAGUUUUGUCACGGCUGUUUUUGGUUGAUAUUAUUUUAUUGGAAUGAUGGAGCGUGUUUCGCUCUAUUUCAGUUGCUUCUAAUUUUGUGUUCUUGUUGGAUUUUUGUAGCGUUGUCGUGUACAUUACUCAUCGGUUAGUACCUAUGUAAUGUAAGUAGCGUAUGUGUGCAAGUAGCAGUUAUUUAGUAAGAAACCUUGUGUGCUAUAUAUAUAAUCUUGGAUUUUUGUGAUGUCGUCGGCAUGUUUUUUGUAUAAAGAAGGAUAAGUGUCACUAUAUGCAAUCUCAACAGAUUUUUUUAUGAAUGAAGCUUCUCGUAGAGGGAGCCGUUUAAGCGAAAGAAGUGAAACUUGUCCUGCUUUGAUACUCGAGUAUAAACUUUGAUAUUAAUAUUAUUGGCGCGAGCCAAUUUAACAAAUUAUUACUGUAGAAAGUUCCUUAAACCAAAAAUUGCCAUUAUAAAUGCCAUUACCAAUAUUCGUAGAAUUUUUUUAAGGUUGCGUUUUACACACUUUCUGCAUUGCUUGUCCACGAAUUCUGUUCUCAUCAUGACUGUCCUAUCUGAUACUUGUGUGUUAGUGACUUCUUUACUUUAAUCUAUUAAGAGAACGUGUCUGAUGAAAAGAAUACGCAUAAUUUAUUCCAGAUGGUAAUAGAAAGUAUCUAUAUUUAAUAAACAGCAACUUACCACCCCAGAUAAUACCAAAAAGGUUCUAACAGAUCCACUGUUAUUUGCAAAGUUUAGUGUCACGACUCUUCCUAACUUGCAAGUUCUAAUGAACGUGUAAUUUUGUUUAUGCGCUUAUCAAGUUUUUGCUGUGCACAGUUCACCAUUAGCGUUAGGUUCCAAGCAUAAUUAUUUUUAAGAGAAUAUACAAUUUAAUUGCCUUUCACUUAGGCUGCUUAGAGUUCAGAACACAGCGUGAGCUUCAAUACUAGUCAGUCUUCCUCAUAUUGAGGGCAACCCGCUGUGACAUUAUUAUCGUUGCAGCCUCUGCAAGGUGGUAAACAAGGGCUUUAUACUUAGUUCUCUUGUCGACCUUGUGCGAUCACAUUUAAUAUUUGCGUUUACUUUGCCGAUAUUUUUUCGAUACUUGGAGGAAUAUAUGUAAGUAUAUUCGUUUAGGACGUACAAAAAUAUAUUCGUGGGAACUUUAAUUGGUCCAGAGAUGAAUAAGUAAAAACAAGAGACAAAAAAUUGUCGUGGGGCUAGAUUUUCAGUUUUAAUCAACUUCAAUUCGUUCUGCUUUGGUCGCGAGCUUACCCAUACAUCGUGGUAUUAUUUGAGGAUUUUCAGUAUAAUGCGCAUCAUUGCAUGUUAUUGUUCACUUAAGUCCUUCUUGGGCUCUUAGAUCUUCUUCUCGCCAUGCUCUUGUUUCUUAUUAUGCUCGCCAUAUUGCCGUCGAUAGAGCAGCUACGUAUUCAAUAACAUUCAUGUUGUGUCUCCUAAAUAAUGAUUUGAAAAUAAGGAUUUCUAUUAUCCAGCUUGAAUGUUUUGAACUAUGCUUUUCACAUUGUUUUAUCAGACAUUUAAAUGGAGUGGAAUUCAGUUUUUUUUGCUAAAGAUGAAAUAAUUUCGUACCAUUGAUUAUCAUUCUGAACAAGAAGUUACCCAAUUUUUAUUACAGAUUAACAAUUUGAAAUUAUAAGGAAAAUUGAAUUAUAAUCGAAACGAAGUGUGUUGCAUAAUUAUAAUUUGAGGAUACAUAAUUUCUCAACGGUUGGUAUAUUAACGUCGAUGUUCGCACAUUCACUUAAUUAUACUGCGCAGCGCGCAGGGAAGUAACUACUGCGUCGGCACGAUAUGCUCAGUGUAUAAAUAAAAGCUAUGUGACUAA